ACGCGCCCACCCGCAAAGCAGACGGUCGCUCCGCUGCCGCCGCUGUUACAGCCCUCGUCCUGGUAGCAGCUAAUGAUAGCCUACGGACCCGUUGAGUUACGUUAAGAUGCGUUCAAGCUCUCUUCAGUAAAAAUGAAUAUUGGGCGAAGCUCAUACUGAAUCCCUUCAAUCAUUUUGUCAACUAAAAUACCAAACACAAAGCUUGGGGAGCUCUGGAAAACUUGUCCCCAAUGAGGAACCUGCUUGGCAGAAUGAUCACAAGAUGGCUGCAGCACUGAGAGUUAUACUUGGAGUAGACAACGCAUCAAAAAUAACGUUGCCCAAUGGCAUGCCAGAUUCAGUAGAGGCUCUCGAAGAAGAAGUUAAAAGACAAUUCAGAUUGCCUGGAAAUAUCAGACUGCAGUACAGAGACAUUGAAUUUGACAAUGAGUUUGUGAACUUGACAGAGAUCUCAGAAAUCAAAGACAAGAGCACAGUUAAAGUAAUUUACUCAACAGAUGAGUCGGACACAACCACACAUCAACCUGUUGAACAGUGGUUAAAUGACAGUUCAUUGUCCACAGCAUCAGACACAGAUAUACUUUCCUCCACUGAAUCUACAUCUUCAGGUUCUUCCCUUAGAUCACAACCAUGGCCCCAACAUUUCCAGAUUCCUCUGUUUAAUUAUGAGGUACAGAUUCAGUUGGAAAGGGCCAAUCAAGCCUUCCUGAACAGUGGUACUCUUUUGAGUCCAAGUCCCAAACUAAAGUCAGAUAUACUUGAUGGUUUGGCAUCAGAAAUUGUCAAAUACAAAGUUUAUCCUUCAAAUUCAGAGUUCGAUGAUGUUGCCCAGGCCCUGAUAACAAAGUAUCCUUGUUUAAAGGAGCAGGGAUCAGUUACUGGCUUCUAUGGCUGGAAAAUUAGUUUAAAGUAUAAAAUGGCAAACUACCGCACAAGACUGAGAAACAUUGGCUGUCCAGAGUUGAGCAUCAACUCAGUCAAAGAAAAGCGAGGUGCCGCGGGUCAAAGUCCAAACCAGGUGAAAAGGCCAAAGAAAGCGGAGGUCAACUUCUGUCCUGAUUACCCAGCAGGCGAAACCAAAGAAAGCCUUGAGAAGGAAAGGCAAGCGCUGACGUCAGAGGUGAAGAAGAAGAACAACCAUCAGCUAAUCAACAGUAAAAUGGAGAAAACCUUCGCCUAUAGGAGACGAGAAGUAAUUGAAGAUAUGCCCUUCAUAGCCGAGUUCAAAAACAGAUGGCCCGCCCUGUUUUCUGAGAGUCAGCUAAAUGCAGAGUUCACCCGCAUUACCACAAUCCCCCUGCUGUCAACCUUUAUGGCCCAACUGGAUCAUUACUCCAGCCAACUGAUGAAGGUUUUCAAAAAGAAGGGAGGAGCAGCAGGACGCAGUAUCAGCCAGAUUAUGGCAGCCAUGGAUCAGAAUCCAAGCAUUGAAGUAAGGCGGGAAUGCAUCCUAAAAGGGUUAUGCUUAUACUUUAAUGAAGAUCCUGACAACCUUGUUAAGAAGUGCAUGGAUGUUGAUUUUGCUGGACUGGAGAAAGUGGUUUUGGGCAUCUACAUUGUGGAACAGGAGGGAGCAGAGGCAACAGAUGCACCUGAGGAUGUCGGCAUCAUCAUUGAAGGCUGUACAGUGCUGCAAGACCUGCGAGAUGUGGCAAAUGGCUGCGCAGCCCUGUUUGGCCUGAUCUACAGUUUGAACCUGAGCUAUCCCAAAGACCUGAGAUACACUUUCGAGUUUUUUCAAAGAGUAUUGAUGGGAUUGGAUGGGAACAAGCUCUCCACGAAGGUGCAGGUCCUCAAAAACAAGUGCUUUUGCAUUGUGGACUGAUGCUGGACACAAACGUUUCAAGACAUUAUUUUGUUGGUCUGUUAUUGUUAUUGUGACCAAAAUGUCACCAAAUGUUUGAUUUUCGUAAUGUUAUCUCCACAUGCCUAAACUUCAGUUGAUUCAGCAAAAUGUUGUUGCUGCAUUCAGGUGUGUUAAACCUGUAAGAUUUAAAACAUUAAGUGUGCGUGUGUGUGACAAUAUCAAGCUCCAAAUCUCUUCAUCUGUGCUGAAAAAGGGCAAGCUAACAGAGGAGGUCUUAGCACAGACCCAGAUAUAUGGGUUGUUCAGCCCAGUGUGUGUCCUAUUGUCUGGCACAACUUGUGAGAGGAAACUUCCUUAAGUGUGUGCGCGGCACGCACAUGCGAAAGUGGUGUGUGUGUACAUAUUAUACACGUGACUUUAUUUGUAAUAGUCUCACUAAUGCUUCAAGACUUGAGUAUAAUAAAGGUGAAUAAUGAAAUUUCA
This is a messenger RNA of Pseudoliparis swirei, 2290 nucleotides long. RefSeq lists its product as uncharacterized. NCBI's taxonomy places the organism in Eukaryota, Metazoa, Chordata, Actinopteri, Perciformes, Liparidae. The record is from RefSeq and is a predicted model, not a curated record. Bases 263 to 1825 code for a protein of 520 amino acids. The transcript has 7 exons.